AUGGCUCUCAUCCCUUCUGGUCCUGGCGGCUCGCCGCAGGGGUCGGGGCGGGGCGGCGCUGAGUGCGCAGGCGCGGCGAACCGGUGGGCGGGGCGCGCGCGCGCGCGUGCAGGAAGGGACGGCGUUGCGCGGCCAGCCGUGGGCGUGGGCGUGGGCGCGGGCGGAGGUCGAAUCCCUGGCGGGCGCCCAGCGAUUGGGCGUCGCUACUGUUCGCCGCACGGAAUGGAGGGGACGGCCGUGGCCGUCUGCGAGAUACUGAAAUAUUUAAUUAUUCACUGGAGGUGUGAAACAGCAAGAAUAUCAAAGGGAGCAUUGCUAGAAGGAGAGCUAGUGAUUUCCAUAGAAGCAUUAAAUUCUAAGCACCAGGCAAAUACUCUUCAUUGUGUAACAACUAUUGCUUCUGCAGGAAGCAUUUUUGGCGGUUUGGUCCUCAAGAAGUUCCUAAAAGGAAUACAGUCUAUACUUCCUGGACUCUCUGCAGAGCUGAGCUGGACUUCAGAGGAAGCCAGCUAUUCUCGGGACGUUUCAGGGGUAACACCCUUCCAGAUGAUUUUUGAGGUUCAUGAAAAGCCCAAAACUUUGAUGACAGAUAGCCUGGUUAUAAAGAACUUUUUACGCAGAGUCAUCACUGUGCUCCCCAAGAUUAGAUUUAAUUUUAGUGUCAAGGUGAAUGGAAUCCUCUCCAUGGAGAUCUUUGGGGCAGAGAAUGAACCUACUUUGAACCUGUCAAAUGGAAUUGCUCUUGUCGUAAACUAUCGGCAUUAUGUGAGUACACCAAAAUUUGGUACAACUGAAUUACUCUGCAGCAGAAUCCAUCCUGUGCUAGGACAUCCAGUAAUGCUCUCCAUCCCUGAUGAUGUGGCUAAAAUGGGCUUGUUGGGGGAGCUGAUACUGACUCCAGCUGCUGCUCUCUGUCCUUGCCCAAAGGUCUUUUCCAACCAGCUGAAUAGGAUUUCUUCAGCUUCCAUAUUUCUAUAUGGACCUUCAGGUCUGCCUCUGAUAUUGCCGAAUCUGGAGCAGCCAACUUCUACUAUCUUCAAAGAUACCUCUUAUUUCAUUAACUGGAAGAAAUACCACUUGUGUAUGGUGCCCAAUUUGGAUUUCAAUUUAGAUAGAGAUUUGGUGCUUCCCGAUGUGAGUUCUCAGGUGGAAUCCAGUGAGGGGGAUCAGACUCAGAAUAUGGACCCCCAGGGACAAACUCUGCUGCUUUUUCUCUUUGUGGACUUCCACAGUGGAUUUCCAGUCCAGAAAAUGGAGCUCUGGGGAGUCCACACUUUGCUCACAACUCAUCUCAGUGCCAUUCUCACGGAGAACCACGGUGUGGUGCAAGAUUCCAUCCAGGUCACUGUGGACCAGGCCUUGGAGCAGCAUCACCAGGCUGUCAAGGCUCAUCAGAAACUACAGGCCUCACUCUCAGUGGCUGUGAAUUCCAUCAUGAGUAUCAUCACUGGAAGCACCAGCAGCAGCUUCCGAAAGACAUGCCUCCAGACGCUUCAAGCAGCUGACACACAGGAAUUUGGGACCAAGCUGCAUAAAUCAUUUCAUGAGAUCACCCAGAACCGAUUUCUUCACCACUGCUCACGUGAGGUGAAGCAGCAGCUGCUCCCAGAGAAAAAUAAUGCAGAGCAGAGCACAGAGGAUGCACAUGAGAACAGCAGCCUGGAGCUCCUUGCAGAGACCAGCGGGCAAGUAGAAAAAAAGAGUCUCAAAAGAGGUGGUAGCCUUUGCCAAGGAGUGGAAGAGACGCGGGCUUUCCAUUCCCCUCGGGCCCUGAACCCGUCAGAGGACACCUUGCGCCGCGCGGAACCCACCGCGGCUCCCCUGACCCCCAGGAGCGGCCUGGAGGAUGCGCUGUGGCUGCAGGAAAUCUCCAAUCUGUCCGAGUGGCUAAGUCCCGGUUCUGCGUCCUGAACCGGGCCCCCUCCCGCCGCCUCCACGUCGGCCCCGCCGCUGCCGGGGCCGCAUG
Messenger RNA from Kogia breviceps (pygmy sperm whale), 1966 nucleotides. Lineage: Eukaryota; Metazoa; Chordata; Mammalia; Artiodactyla; Physeteridae. The record is from RefSeq and is a predicted model, not a curated record.